Molecule: messenger RNA, 783 nt
Organism: Esox lucius (northern pike)
Lineage: Eukaryota; Metazoa; Chordata; Actinopteri; Esociformes; Esocidae
Gene: mrpl51
Product: mitochondrial ribosomal protein L51
Exons: 4
Coding region: 169-555 (128 amino acids)
Biological process (GO): translation
Cellular component (GO): mitochondrial large ribosomal subunit
Molecular function (GO): structural constituent of ribosome
Source: RefSeq, marked provisional
GUUGCAUCCUGGGUGUACAACUAAAAUGGAUGCGCCCAUAGAUAAUAAGCAUGACACACAAAGAUUUAAGAACUAAUAUUAGUCUUAUUUUUGUGUCUUUAUGAUCAUAUUGAUUAGUCGAAUACAAGUUGAAUAGGUGAUAAAGACGUGCAGUGCUGCAGGAGUUCCAUGUCUCUGUUGAGAGGGUGGCUGAGGGCCGGGGUGUCUCUGUGUCACUCCACACUACUAACAACAAGACAGAUUAGCACGGGUGUGUGCUGUCAAGUUCGUAUGCAUGCAAUUCCUAAGCCAAAAGUAGUGGACAGGUGGACUGAGAAGAGGAGCAUGUUUGGGGUUUAUGACAACGUAGGAAUUUUAGGGGACUUCAAAGCCCAUCCUAAGGACAUGAUCGUAGGGCCGAUCUGGCUGAAGGGUUUCCGUGGCAAUGAGCUGCAGCGUCUGAUAAGGAAGAAAAAGAUGGUGGGAGACAGGAUGAUGACGGAGGAUAGACACAACAUGGAGAAGAGGAUACGCUUUCUCUACCGACGAUUUAACCGCUACGGGAAACACCGCUGAUGUGACCAACUCCGACGGACUCGCAUACGGUUGAGAAAACCCUAACCCUCCUCAGAGUUGUAGCCCUGAUAUUUAUUUUCUUUUUUGACCAUUUCAGUUAGGGACCAAUUUUCUCAAAUCCUAGAAGUGGAAAUGUACUCAAAGGUCUGAUUCUCUAUUGUCUGUUUAAUUUGGAGCUCAUUUGGCUGUUCCCUGCCCUGUGUGACAUGAAAAUAAACAGAAGGUUGG